Messenger RNA from Diaporthe amygdali, 1083 nucleotides. RefSeq names its product siderophore biosynthesis lipase. The record is from RefSeq and is a predicted model, not a curated record. Bases 1 to 1083 code for a protein of 360 amino acids. NCBI's taxonomy places the organism in Eukaryota, Fungi, Ascomycota, Sordariomycetes, Diaporthales, Diaporthaceae. The transcript is spliced from 2 exons.
AUGUCGAAGUACUCCAAGUUCUGGCCCAAGGGUGGUCUCCCUGGCAUCUUGCAUCACUACACGGAGACCCUCGUGACAUUUGAAUACACUUCCAGUGCCGCGGCUCGUCAACCACACAGUCUCCUCUUCAUCGGCGGCCUAGGCGACGGCCUCGCCACAACCUCCUACACAGCCGACCUCGUCCGUGCUCUCGCGCCAACAGAAUGGUCCUUCUUCACCAUCAACCUCACCUCGGCAGGCCAGGCAUGGGGCGUGGGCCACCUGGACCGUGACACGGACGAGAUCGCGCAAUGCGUACGCUACAUCCGCGAGUACAAGGCGGCCAAGUACGGCGUCGGCGAUGAGGCCAAGGUAGUUCUCAUGGGCCACUCCACCGGCAGCCAGUGCGUGCUGCACUACCUGUACCGGCCCAACCCGCACACGAGCACGCCGUCGUUUGACCCCUGGCUCGAGCACGUCGAGCGCCUUCCCGUCGACGGCGCCAUCAUGCAGGCCCCCGUGUCGGAUCGCGAGGCCAUCGGGUGGGUGCUACAACAUGGCAUCGGUGAUAGAUCGCCCGAAAGCUGCCGUGAGGCGUACGCCGCUAUGGAGGCCCUGGCCAAGGAAGCGGCCCGUGAGCGCAGGCUGGACGGCGCGAUGCUGCCCACUGCACUGACGGACAGGAUAUACCCUCCCAACACGCCCAUCAGCUGUCGGCGAUUCCUCAGUCUUGUUAGCCCGGACAGUCCUCACUCACCUGGUGAGGACGACUUGUUCAGCUCUGAUCUCGGCGAGGAGCAGCUGAGCAAGACGUUUGGUGCAGUUCACAGAGGCGGUCUGUUGAGGCACAAGCUGAUGGUGCUGCACUCUGGGGCGGACCAGUCAGUGCCGGACCACAUUGAUAAGGAGAAGUUGAUCGCGAAAUGGGGCGAUAUCGCGGAUCGCAACGGAGAGUGCCAAAUUUGGGACCGAGAACAUAGCGGUGUGAUACCCAAUGCCUCCCAUGCGCUGAGCAACGAUGAUCAGGCGGAGCCGAGGCAGUGGCUUAGUCGCAGGGUGUUGAGCUACUUAGACACAGCGUUGAAGGUGAAGAAGCAAGAGUAG